Molecule: messenger RNA, 1494 nt
Organism: Sardina pilchardus (European sardine)
Lineage: Eukaryota; Metazoa; Chordata; Actinopteri; Clupeiformes; Clupeidae
Gene: ubc
Product: ubiquitin C
Exons: 2
Coding region: 142-1287 (381 amino acids)
Biological process (GO): protein ubiquitination; modification-dependent protein catabolic process
Cellular component (GO): nucleus; cytoplasm
Molecular function (GO): ubiquitin protein ligase binding; RNA binding; protein tag activity
Source: RefSeq, a predicted model, not a curated record
GGGUGUAACGGCGGAGGGAUACAACAACCGCUUGGUAUAAAUACAGCCGCCUUUUGUUUUCGAACUCAGACUCGUUUCCUGAAGACAGAAGAAAUUCAACAUUUGUUGCCACCGUCAACAAAGAACAUUUGUUUCGUAAAGAUGCAGAUCUUCGUCAAGACCCUGACUGGCAAGACCAUCACCCUUGAGGUGGAGCCCAGCGAUACCAUUGAGAACGUGAAGGCCAAAAUCCAAGACAAGGAGGGCAUCCCCCCAGACCAGCAGAGGUUGAUCUUCGCCGGCAAGCAGCUGGAAGAUGGUCGCACCCUUUCCGACUACAACAUCCAGAAGGAGUCCACCCUCCACCUGGUGCUGCGUCUGCGUGGUGGUAUGCAGAUCUUCGUGAAGACCCUGACCGGCAAGACCAUCACCCUUGAAGUUGAGCCCAGUGACACCAUUGAGAACGUGAAGGCCAAAAUCCAGGACAAGGAGGGCAUCCCCCCAGACCAGCAGAGGUUGAUCUUCGCCGGCAAGCAGCUGGAGGAUGGUCGCACUUUGUCCGACUACAACAUCCAGAAGGAGUCCACCCUCCAUCUUGUGCUCCGUCUGCGUGGUGGUAUGCAGAUCUUCGUGAAGACCCUGACCGGCAAGACAAUCACCCUUGAAGUUGAGCCCAGUGACACCAUUGAGAACGUGAAGGCCAAAAUCCAAGACAAGGAGGGCAUCCCCCCAGACCAGCAGAGGUUGAUCUUCGCCGGCAAGCAGCUGGAGGAUGGGCGUACCCUUUCCGACUACAACAUCCAGAAGGAGUCCACCCUCCAUCUGGUGCUUCGUCUCCGUGGUGGUAUGCAGAUCUUCGUGAAGACCCUGACCGGUAAGACAAUCACCCUUGAAGUUGAGCCCAGCGACACCAUUGAGAACGUGAAGGCCAAAAUCCAGGACAAGGAGGGCAUCCCCCCAGACCAGCAGAGGUUGAUCUUCGCCGGCAAGCAGCUGGAAGAUGGGCGUACCCUUUCCGACUACAACAUCCAGAAGGAGUCCACCCUCCAUCUUGUGCUGCGUCUGCGUGGUGGUAUGCAGAUCUUCGUGAAGACCCUGACCGGCAAGACAAUCACCCUUGAAGUUGAGCCCAGUGACACCAUUGAGAACGUGAAGGCCAAAAUCCAGGACAAGGAGGGCAUCCCCCCAGAUCAGCAGAGGUUGAUCUUCGCCGGCAAGCAGCUGGAGGAUGGUCGCACCUUGUCCGACUACAACAUCCAGAAGGAGUCCACCCUCCAUCUUGUGCUCCGUCUUCGUGGUGGCAACUGAGAGGCCUGUCUUCGGCCCAAGCGAUGUCUCACUCCCCUGACCUCCCUUAACCCCCCCCCCCCCCCCCAGCACCACAUCCCACCCACCCUCCCCAACCAGUAACAUCCUUGGCACCACCCUCAUACACAACCACCCUUCCACUACAUACAUGACCAUCCUCCCACUACAUUCCUUUUUCAUUUGAAUAAAGUUCAAGCAUUCCCGCAA